AUAUAUAUAUCUGAGUUUUGCUUUAUCUGUUAGUAAAAUCAUUCGGUUUCUUUCUAUUACCUCACAAUACGUUAUCAGCACCAAUUUUCCUCAGUUAAAAUGGGAGAUUUGAUGAAAAGACAAUUCAAUGUGCUAGACUUGUUUGGGCACAAUUUUCUGGAAUGGACUGUUGAUGCACAAAUGAAUUUAAAGCCCAAGGACUGGACCAUACCAUAAAAGAUAUACUGGUUCCAGGCACUACAGAAAUCAAAACUGCCACCGAGCAGAAAAGGCCAAAGCCAGAGUCCUUAUAAGACAUCAUUUACAUGACAGCCUGAAAACUGAAUAUCUGUUGGUGGAAAAUCCCAAAGAGUUGUGGGAUAGCCUUAAAGAAAGAUAUGGACACCAUAAAAGGGUGCUCCUACAAAAGGCUCAAUUUGACUGGACCAAUUUGAGGUUCCAGGAUUUUAAAUCUGUCAGUGAAUAUAACUCCACACUAUUCAAAAUUGUAUCAUUGCUGAAAUACUGUGAUCAAGCGGUCACAGAAGAUCAAAUGAUAGAGAAAACCUCUCCACAUUUCAUGCGAACAAUAUUGUAUUGCAACAACAAUACCGAGAGAGGGGCUUUAAGAAAUACUCUGAGCUGAUUUCUAUACUAUUAGUUGCCGAACAGAACAAUGAUCUUCUGUUGAAAAACCAUAAUCUUAGACCAACUGGGUCUAUGGCAUUCAAUGAAUCAAAUGUUGUUGAAAGGUCAAACCCACCUGAGGCAAAUGUUGCUCACAGAGGUGGACGUGGAGGAUAUAACCACCGCGGUAGAGGACGCGGAAACCACCGCGGGCGUGGCCGUGGUCAUGGUCGUGGAAGGGGUUAUCUCGCCCCUAGAAACAAUAACCACAAAGGGCAUCAACAAGGAAAUCAAAAGCAGACCCCCUCAAAAGAAAAAGACACAUGCUUUAGAUGUGGCAUGAUUGGCCAUUGGGGGAAAACAUGCCGUACUGCCAAACAUUUGGUAGAUUUAUACCAAGCAUCCAUAAAAGGCAAAGGAAAAGUUGCAGAGGCAAACUAUGUAAAUGAGGAAAAUAGCUCAGUGCCAAGCUUUGAUGUGUCUGAUUUCUUCGUGGAUAACCCUGACAAUGGCAAUGAUUUGAUAUUUGGGAAUAAUAGUAACAUAUAGAUACCCCCAUAUAAUUAUGUCAUGUAUUGUUCUAUGUAUUUCCUUAUGUAUGUUUCGAAUACCUUGUUAUAAGUUCUUAAUCAAUAAAUCUUUUAUUAUCAUCAUUUCUCUAAACUAAUUACAUAUUUAUUUAUGAAGAUAUGAAUCUACCUGAAGUUGGUUCCCAAUGUCAAUGCCUUCUGGAUAGUGCAAAAAUGCAUACUAUCUUAAAAGAUAGAAAGCAUUUUUCAAAUUUGACAAAGUUCCAAGCAAAUGUCAAUACCAUUUCCGGGACAGCAAAGCUAAUAGAAGGAUCUGGAAGAGCUUGCAUUGUGCUCACAAAUGGAACAAAAUUGAUUAUUAAUGACGCUUUAUAUUCGAGUAAAUCUCGAAGAAAUCUCUUAAGUUUUAAAGAUGUGC
Messenger RNA from Spinacia oleracea (spinach), 1554 nucleotides. RefSeq lists its product as uncharacterized. The record is from RefSeq and is a predicted model, not a curated record. Gene Ontology annotation, molecular function: nucleic acid binding; zinc ion binding. The transcript is spliced from 2 exons. Bases 700 to 1155 code for a protein of 151 amino acids. NCBI's taxonomy places the organism in Eukaryota, Viridiplantae, Streptophyta, Magnoliopsida, Caryophyllales, Amaranthaceae.